AUGCGCCCCGCCUCACGUGUGUCACGCGCGGCAGACGUGGCGUACUUCUCGGGCAGCGAGGUGCGGUGCCGCGACGGGUCGCGGUCAAUGGCGGUGCAGCGGGUGAACGACGACUUCUGUGACUGCGCUGACGGCACCGACGAGCCAGGCACGUCAGCGUGCGCCCUGUCGCGCUUCUACUGCGCCAACCGCGGCCACAUGCCUCUCACGCUCUUCUCCUCGCGAGUCAACGACGGCAUCUGCGACUGCUGUGACGGGUCGGACGAGUACGCCAGCGGGGCGGGCUGCAACAACACGUGCGUGCAGAUGGGCGAGGAGACGCGCAGCCAGCUGGCAGCUGACGUGGCGGCGGUGAGGGAGGGCGUGAAGCUGAGGGGCAAGGCGGUGGUGGGGCACGUGGCGCUGAGGGAGAAGUGGGAGCGCGAGGUCACGGACCUGGAGGAGAGGCGCGCACAGCUGGUGGAGCAGGAGAAGGCGCUCAAAGGUGACUGGCGUUGCUCCACCACAGGUCACCCAUCACACGCAUGCCUGCCCGAACACCUCACCGUGCUUGACCUGAUUCUACCUGCCUGCCCUCUUGUCCACUCCUGCCCCACCUCUUUCUCCUCCCCAUCCCGCACCCCAACCCAACCCCCUGUUCGUUUGUCCUGUGCGUAUCUCUUUCUGCCCUUUGGCUACGCAACGCGCCUGCCUCGCUGCAUCGCCUCCAUCUGCCGCCCAACCUGCCGCCCGCUUGCCCAUCCUGCUGCCGCCCACUCGCCGUCCUGCUGCCCGACUCGGCACCGCCACCAUGCCACUACCCCCCCCACCGUGCGGGGCAUGGCAGCGCACAUCCACUCGCUCGUCGCCUCAGCCUCGCUGCCGCCGUCGCUGCUCCUCCUCGCCCUGCUCGCCCUCCUCCUCUGCCACCGCCCCCUGCGCUCCCUGCUGCUCGCACCCCUCUGCGCCUGCCUGCGCCUCUGUUCUGUGCCUCUCAUGUCCUCUCGUUUCUGUUUAGCUGUUCUGUGCCUCUCAUGUCCUCUCUUUGCCAUUGUCUUCCGACCUGACCUGCCCUCCGCACUCAUCGUGCUCCUCCCCACACCAACUCUGCUCUUUCACGUUAUGGGUGCAGCACGCAAGGAGGAGUUGGAGAAGCAGGAGGAGAGGGAGAAGGCGUGGAGGGCGAGGUUGGAGAGGGAGCAGCGCGCCAGGGACGCCCUUGUGGCGCACACCCGCCCUGUGAGAACCGCUGCUGCUGCUGCUCACACUGGUGGCGGCGAUGGUGAUGGUGGGGAGAGUGCGGUUGCUUGGGACGGGAAGGUGCCAGCAGAGGCAGAGGAGUCGUGGAACGGCGCAGAUGUGGCUGGCGGAGCCCAUGGGGCAGCUGGGGCAGUUGGUGGGGAUGGUGCAGAUGGUGCAGAUGGUGCAGAUGGUGCAGAUGGUGCAGAUGGUGCAGAUGGUGCAGAUGGUGCAGAUGGUGCAGAUGGUGCAGAUGGUGCAGAUGGUGCAGAUGGUGCAGAUGGUGCAGAUGGUGCAGAUGGUGCAGAUGGUGCAGAUGGUGCAGAUGGUGCAGAUGGUCCGGACAGUGGUGUGACGGGCACAGGAAGUGAGGAGAGAGAUCAAGGCGAGGAGGGUGCAGCAGGGGGCGAGGGGGAAGAAGGAAGUGAGGAUUUGUCUGGUCUGUCCAAGGAGGAGAUGGGGCGGCGGAUUGCGUCCCGAUGGACUGGGGGGGGGGAGGGAGGGCAGCAGCACGAGGAGCACAGCGGGCAUGCGGCAGAGCAAGGUGUGGCGGAUGAGGGCUCGCCACCCCCUGAUGUGGGCUAUGGUGAUCCGGAUGUGCAUGAGGGGGAGGAGGAGGCAGCGGAUUUGGAGCAAGAGAUGGGGGGAGGGGAGGCGGAUAAGGGCAAGGGAGGGGCAAGGGGGGAUGGAGGGGGAGGGGAGGAGGAGGAUGGGGAGGAGGGCGAGGUGAGUGUGGAGGAGUUGAGGCGGCUGGAGGAGUUCAACCCACAUGACCCACCAGGGCCGCACGGGGAGUUCUCCAACCUCGUGGACCGCUGCUUCGCCUUCAACGCCAACCAGUACACGUAUGAGAUCUGCCCGUACAAGAAGGCGGUGCAGAAGGAAGGCCACUCCGAGACGACUCUUGGGCGGGCGGGCAGGCACUUCAAGCGGUUUGAGGCGGAGCACACAGUCAUGGCGUUUGAAGAUGGCGAGCACUGCUGGAACGGACCGCCCAGGAGCAUCAAGGUGAAUACGUGA
Molecule: messenger RNA, 2238 nt
Organism: Closterium sp. Naga37s-1
Lineage: Eukaryota; Viridiplantae; Streptophyta; Zygnematophyceae; Desmidiales; Closteriaceae
Source: the annotation of a GenBank genome assembly